Molecule: messenger RNA, 1472 nt
Organism: Spodoptera exigua (beet armyworm)
Lineage: Eukaryota; Metazoa; Arthropoda; Insecta; Lepidoptera; Noctuidae
Source: the annotation of a GenBank genome assembly
CUCAUUCGUUACCUAUGGUGAUGGUGACCUGUCAACAAAAAAGUGUCAGCGUCAGAAACAAGAAAAGCGAAUAGAUUUCCAGACAACCAAGACUACGUUGGCAAAAUUUAUUUAUAAUGUCAGACAAAAGGAAAACCAAAAAGCGUAAAGAGGAGUUUGGAGAAGUGGCCGAGUCAGAAAAGGCCACGAGCGAAGAGUAUGCAGUCGCAAAAUGGCUUAAAGCCAAUGUUCCUACGAAGAAGACAAAGUUUCUAAACCACCAUGUGGAAUACUUUACAGGCACAAAAGCGGUAGACGCUCUUCUCACAUCAAAAUGGGCGACUGGAAAGAACCCUAUUUUCACCACAAGACACGAAGUCACAGACUAUCUUCAUCAGAUGCUUUUGCAUAAAUUAUUCCAUAGGGCCAAAAAGGUCCCAGUCACAGAACAAGAAUUAAAAGGGAAAUCAAAAAAGAAGGAAUUGGAGAAGUCUAGCAAAAGUGGUGAUGAAAAAGAUGGCGAGAAGAGUCAGGCCAGUGCUUGCGAAGGAAAGGACUCAAAAGACACAAAGGAAAAAGAAAAGAAGAAGCGAAAAAUCCGUUUAGAGAUGCACAUGGAUCAAGUCUUUUUGGACACAUUAGAUGCAUAUGUCUGGAUCUAUGAUCCUAAACCCUGGUACUACUGGCUGUGCGGUAUUCUGGUAGUCGUCGGGACUAUAACCGUUUGUAUGUUCCCCCUGUGGCCAGCUACAGUCCGUAAGGGCGUCUACUACUUGAGUAUCGCGGCCGCUGGAUUCCUGGUAACUAUAAUAGGUCUAACGGUACUGAGAGUAGUGGUCUUCUGUCUCGUGUGGAUGCUCACUCUGUCAAGACAUCAUCUCUGGCUGCUACCCAACCUCACUGAAGAUGUUGGAUUCUUUGCUUCAUUCUGGCCGCUUUACAAAUACGAAUACCGCCCUGGCGCGGACUCUGAAAAGUCAUCGAAGAACAAGAAGAAAAGGAAGAAAGACAAGUUAUCUGAUGAUGAGAGUGAGAAGACGCCACUUCUUGAAGAGAAGGCGAGUGAGACCAGCGACGGAGCCAGCACAGCCCGCACUGCAGUUACCACCAGUGACAAUGCCACUAUUGACACCAAAUCUGAAUUAGAAACACCAACGCCGCCGGCCGAUAAACAGUCGGAGUCAGAGUCUGAAAACAGCCAACGCUCUUCCACUGAUAGGGAUUUCGAAAUAGUAGAACCAGCAGAUCUAGAACCAGACCGAGAAGAUAACGCGUAAAAGAGGGAUUUACGAGAUCACUGUGGGUACGUUUGUAUGGUUCAGACAAUGGUUUUGCGCAAAAUCGCGCUAAGUUGCGCAAAAUCGCGCUAAAUUGCGCAAAGUUGCGCAAACAUCUAAUCGGUUAUAUAAUUUUUGUGUAAAAACUCGACUAUUUAAUUUAAAUCUGAUUGUGUAAUAAUCUCUUGAUAUUAUUAUAAUAUUAUUGUGCUCUAG